UAUAUAGAAUCGAAUCCCCGGCGAGGCAGAAAGAGUACGUGGCGAUGGCGGAGACAGACCUGAACGCGACUCUCGCCGUGGCCGAGGCAGCGGUGAACGCCACGACCAAGGUGCCCUCCACGCCCGAGGGCGUCGCACUCGCCUAUGGCUCCCUGGUCGUCAUGGCGCUGCUGCCCAUCUUCUUCGGUUCCCUGCGCAGCGUCAAGUCUGCAAAGUCCAAGGCGACGUCGGAGAUGACGGAGACGAUCACGAGCCGCGACGCCGCUCGUUUCCCGAUCAUCGCGUCGUGCACGCUCUUUGGCCUCUACCUCUUCUUCAAGGUGUUCUCGCAAGAGUAUAUCAACUUGCUCCUCUCCAUGUACUUCUUUGUACUGGGGAUACUGGCUCUGUCACACACGAUCAGUCCUGCCAUGGCCCGGGUGUUCCCGGGUCCAGCCUUCGCCUCCCAGUAUCAGCUGCUCUUCACACAGGGCACUGGGGAGGCACGUGAGGAGAUCUUGAACUACGAGUUCGACCGUAAGGACCUCUUCUGCCUUGUGCUGAGCUCUGUCGUGGGCGUCUGGUACAUCCUCAAGAAGCACUGGAUCGCCAACAACCUGUUUGGGCUGGCAUUUGCACUGAAUGGAGUGGAGCUGCUUCAUCUCAACAACGUGUGCACCGGGUGCAUCCUGCUGGGCGGCCUCUUCAUCUACGACAUCUUCUGGGUGUUCGGCACUAACGUCAUGGUGACUGUGGCGAAGUCGUUCGAGGCUCCGAUCAAACUGGUGUUCCCCCAAGAUCUGCUGCAGAGGGGAUUGGAGGCCAGCAACUUUGCCAUGUUGGGACUUGGCGACAUCGUCAUACCAGGAAUCUUCAUUGCUCUCCUGCUCCGCUUUGAUAUCAGCCUGAAGAAAAACAGCCGCACGUAUUUCUACGUCAGCUUCCUUGCCUACAUCCUCGGCCUGGGUCUCACCAUCUUCGUGAUGCACACCUUCAAGCAUGCUCAGCCGGCGCUGCUGUAUUUGGUCCCUGCUUGCAUUGGGCUGCCUGUGCUGGUGGCUCUGCUCAAGGGAGAGGUCAAGGAGAUGUUUAAGUAUGAAGAGACACCCCCGGAAAAAGCUACCGAGGAGUCGGUGCUCCCCAAGGGGCCCGAGGACAAAAAGGGCGACUGAACCCUGCACGCCGAUUUACUCAGUUUUUUUUUAUCAUGAUUAUUAUCGUUAUUGUCAUUAACGUUAUUAUGAUGAUAUUAAUUUCAUUUUUGUAUUAUUUAAACAAAAUGAAAUGACCCGCAUUUUGUAAUUUUUUGUCCAUUUCAAAUUUUAUUUCGCUUUUCGUGCUAAUUUUUUUUUUCAAUCGGGCGGUUCGCCUUGAAGCGGUUGUCUCCUGCGGAUUGAAGUGUUGACGCAAUGCAGUUUACUGCUGCACCGCACCGUCAGUCAUAGAUGGAGCAAUGCUUUGUUUUUGGCCAUAACCGAAGCCUCGGAUGGCUUUUAAUCAAACGGCAGAGAGUGUCACGAGAGAUGUCUUCUUGCCUGCAAAACAAAUGUCUCAUUCAAAUUAUGUUUCCAUUGGCCAGACAGAUCUCCGUCAACUCUGUAUCAUUGCCAUACCAAGUUUCCAGGGUUGCUCGUAAUAAACUCUGUGCAGGUGACAAUUCACCAGCGACUGUUUGUUUUCAGGUUUCUCCAGUUAAUCAUGUUUUGGAGGGGCGUGAUCACUCUGCCCUGCUGCGUUGGGAUGGUUAUAGUUCAUCCAUCCCCAGUACUGACCGGCCUUGCGCCAGCUUCAUUUCCGAGGUCUGACGACGAUUUGGUGUAUUCCGAGUUAGGUUUGGCUGGUAAAAUUUAUUUUUGCGAACCAGUAUCACCCAACCCUUGUUGAGCUGGAAUGCUCCACCAGUCAUUGUUCAGAACGACUUUAAUACAGUCUAAAUUCAAACAAGUCACAAUGCAGUUUGACUAAUGGUGAGUUGUCUUAAUUUAUCCCGGAUCACGAGUCAUUUAUUUCAGCGGCAACACGGUCGCUAUAAGAUCUGUUCCCCCUGAUCUAUUGUUUCAACACUUGAUGUGGUUCGUCAUUGUGCCGUCAUUCCAAGACUUUUAACUCCAAGCAAACCCCCUCAAUCUCUCCACAGUAAGGAUUUCUGAACGCAGUUUGUGUUCAGGAUUCCGUUGCCGACACUGGGAAGGAUUACUUUGGCAUUUUAUUCAUUUUCUUUUGGAGUAGCAACCUUAAGAGGUGGGGGAUUGAGUUACUCAAUACGGCAACGCAUUCAUAUAAAAUUCCAUGGCACGCUCCUUCACUGCAACACAGUUCCAUGGACGAGGCUGAAGCAAGAGGUCACGGAGUGUGUCACUCGUUUUCAACGGUUCCAGAAAUUUCGGCCAAUUUCACACACUUUUGUGAAAGUGAAUAGAUGGCUUACCCAGACGUAACUCGUGGUGGAGUUUUGGCACGUGGUGGUUAUCGCAAUGCGGUAUAAACCCAGUGACCCUUGGCAAUCAAGUUCGAUUGCAAAGGUUAGCACCGUUGGCGAGUGAUAUCCGAACCCACACUGACCAGUGUGGUGAAGUAUGCUCAAACAAUCCCCUGUGACCAGCACAGCAUGGGUGAAGAAUUCUUCAGGUAGAAAUAGGUUGACACAAGGUUGCAUUCCGAAAUGUAACGUGGAGUGAGCUCGAUUACAUGAUGCCUUUUUUUCAUUUAACAUUGCCCCUUUACGCAAACGGAGGAAACCCCCAAUAACGUGACAACCCAGCAGCAUUGAACAGGCCUGACAAGCCUUCUGAUGAGACUCAAAAUGUCAAAACCGCUCCACCAUUUGCGUGUUGAAACAAGUGCUGCUGCCGGACGUGUGUGUGUGUGGAGAGAAGCCCUUGAGGUUUUUUUGCAUCAUGGUAUUGAGAGUGCCGACCAAAUAUUGUUGGGAAAGUGAUUCAAGAUUUCCUACUGAAUGGUUGCGACGUGUGAACGUUUGGGUUGUGUGUCAAAGGGUUCCUUUGUGCUCUCUUUUUUUUAAGAGUCGAUCGAGAUUUUACCUUUAAACUGACGUUUUGCAGCAAGAACUUGAUGCGCUCUCCUGUCACGCGUAUGCAUUGUAUGAUAUUGUUCCUCUGGCUUCAGCCCGCAGUGUUUUAAAGUUUAAAAAAAAGCAAAUAAACUACCUUGAGAAUUAA
Molecule: messenger RNA, 3158 nt
Organism: Petromyzon marinus (sea lamprey)
Lineage: Eukaryota; Metazoa; Chordata; Hyperoartia; Petromyzontiformes; Petromyzontidae
Gene: HM13
Product: histocompatibility minor 13
Biological process (GO): membrane protein proteolysis
Cellular component (GO): cytoplasmic side of endoplasmic reticulum membrane; membrane; lumenal side of endoplasmic reticulum membrane
Molecular function (GO): aspartic endopeptidase activity, intramembrane cleaving
Source: RefSeq, a predicted model, not a curated record